AUGCUGGUCAACACCACUGUCUCGCAUAUCAGUCCGCUCCUUACCUAUCUUCCGGCGAUCGCGUGGUACGAAGCUACACUGCAAGUGGAUUCGUCGUUGCUUGCGUAUCCCAAUGCGAGCUACCAUGCGACCAACUCUACUGGCGCUAGCAUCAGCUUUUCUUGGUGGGGAAAAGGCUUGUGGGUCUAUGGCGCAUACCGCGAGGCACUUGGUCGCUACCAAAUAACGCUCGACGGGAAUUCCACCGAGUUCAAAGGGUUUACCGGGGGACUAGAUACAUCGGCGUACCAACUUUUCGGCGCUCCCAACCUACCUAUGGGUCAGCAUCACAUCCGCAUGGUCAACAUUGGCGACGACCCAGCACAACCCAUGUUUGAUUUUGACUAUCUGAUUUUUGAGAGCGAAGCGGGCAAUACCAUGGUGUUUGAUCAUACAAGCGAUAAGUGUGUUUGGCUGCCGGCGAACGCUGAAGCAUGGGCUGUAGAUGCGGUCUCUCACAAAAAUCAAACAGAGGCACUCAUUUCAGACAUAGGGACCGGUAUCGCCGUAUACGGGGUGUUGAACGCGCAAAGUUCGGGAUUUGGCGUGACUGUUGACGAUGUUACCGGCUUCCCGCUCUCUCCGCAUGCAGCACACAACCCGGCGACCAACGAAUCAACCCUGCUCUAUAUGAAGACGGACCUCUAUCAGGGCAACCACACCUUCUGGAUCCAGAACGACCGGCCAUCGGGUAGCGCGACAGCGACCCAGUUGAGUAUAUCGUCCGUGGUCGUCUUCUCCGACGUCGAGGCCUCCCCGACUCAGAGCAAUUCCGCGUCUGCGAACCCUAGGUGA
Trametes versicolor FP-101664 SS1 is the source of this 834-nucleotide messenger RNA. RefSeq lists its product as uncharacterized. The coding region runs from base 1 to 834 and encodes 277 amino acids. The record is from RefSeq and is a predicted model, not a curated record. The transcript is spliced from 6 exons. NCBI's taxonomy places the organism in Eukaryota, Fungi, Basidiomycota, Agaricomycetes, Polyporales, Polyporaceae.